Messenger RNA from Paramormyrops kingsleyae, 2590 nucleotides. The record is from RefSeq and is a predicted model, not a curated record. NCBI's taxonomy places the organism in Eukaryota, Metazoa, Chordata, Actinopteri, Osteoglossiformes, Mormyridae.
CGUACAGAGCUGAGGGGAAUGAGUACUGCAAUGGUUUCGCUGUUUGAGUGUUUUUCAGCGCACAACCAUCAUCACCUGCAUAACCACGCGUAUGAUUAAUACGACUUGGGUUUGAUCACGCUCGGUGACAGGAUUUAAAGGAAUGUUGUGUGUAUAGUGCGCGCUAUUUUUUUACAACAUAUAGUUACGUGUCAUGAUUGUCGUGGAAAACGAAAAUUCGCUUUAGUUUCAGCGCUUAAAGUACAUCCAUGAUGCUUUAUGGUCUCGACGUAGACAACGAUUCGUAUCUAUAAAAAUACUUUGCGAUUUCAAAGCGACCGCCUUGCUGCCGCCUCCCAGGACACGUGCAUGCGUUCGACACGACAGGGACACUACGUCACGGCCAGGCUCGACCCCUCCCCUCCCCUCCACCGCGUCGGCGUGCGAACCCGCGUGGGGUGGGGGGCGGUUCGUGCGCGUGUGUCUGAAAGAGCUCCGCGAGCCACAGGACGCUCAAAGAUGGCUGCCAUUGCGACCGAUAGUGUCCGACAGGGCUCUCCGCAGCCGAGUACCCGUGACGAGACGCCGCUGAAAAUGGAGGCCCAGGAAGAGAAGGGGGGCUUGCGGGACACAGAGCGAGGGUCUGGUGACAGUGAAGCUGUAAAAAUGGAAGGAGAUGUCGAGAAAGACUCCGAGGGAAGGGACGACCGGGCUUUGGUCGCGCCCGACGCCGGCGAGGUGGUAGCCGCAGUCAGAGCGAUGGGAGCCGGCGACGACGACGAGGAGGAGGAAGAGGAGGAAAUGGUGUGCGAGCUCACGGGAGCCGGGGAGAGCCCGGAGCAGCAGAGUCCGGCUAGCUGCAGCGACGCCGGGGACGGGACGGAGAAGGAGCCGAAGAGGGAACAAAGAGAUGAGAGCGAGUCCUCGCCGGGCGACCGCGUUAAGGGCAAAGGCGACGAUACGGCGGGGAAAAGCGCCGGGGGAGGGAGCCACCGUGCUGGCGGUGACAAGAGGCGAGCCAGCGUGGAGAUGUCAUCAUCGGACGGGGAGCCUCUCAGCCGCAUGGACUCCGAGGACAGGUCAGUGCGGGGAACCGCCAUAUCCCCAGUUGCUAGGGUCGCUCCGCUCGCCGGUGGGCCCCCCAGUCUCGUCGUGUCACCACGGGGGAGGUGGGGGGGGUCCCGGCUUUUCAUCACUGUCACCAGUUUAGUUUGCCUCUGGAAGGGCUGCAAGGUGUACAACACUCCCUCCACCAGCCAGAGCUGGCUCCAGCGGCACAUGCUGACACACAGCGGCGACAAGCCCUUUAAGUGCGUGGUCGGCGGCUGCAAUGCCAGCUUCGCCUCCCAGGGGGGGCUGGCGCGCCACGUACCCACCCACUUCAGCCAACAGAACUCCUCCAAGGUGUCCAGCCAGCCCAAGGGCAAGGAGGAGUCGCCCUCCAAAGCGGGCAUCAACAAGAGGAAGAAGCUGAGGAACAAGCGCCGACGCUCCCUGCCACGACCACAUGACUUCUUCGACGCCCAGACCAUGGACGCCAUUAGGCACCGAGCCAUCUGCCUGAACCUGGCCACGCACAUCGAGAGCCUGGGCAGCGGUCACAGCGUGGUCUUUCACAGCACGGUAAUAGCGAGGCGAAAGGAGGAUUCUGGGAAGGUCAAGGUCCUCCUUCAUUGGACUCCAGAAGACAUUUUGCCAGACGUGUGGGUGAGUGAGACUGACAGGCCGCAGCUGAAGACGAAGGUGGUGCACUUAUCUCAGCUUCCACACGACACGGCCGUGCUGCUGGACCCCAACAUCUAUAGAACGCUGCCACAGAAGCGGCUGAACCGGAGAAUGUUUUUCUAGACUCCGAAGAAGGCCCCCGCCCCGCCCCCCCCCAUGCUGUUCCCAGAGUGUCUGGAGGAGACGAGGGCAGCCAAUUGGAACUGAGACCCAGAAAAUGUGCUUCAUCCUCACAUCUCUUCCUUCACAAUUCCUGAAUUGCAGCAAAGUUUGCAGUUUGAUUUGUUCUUGAGAUUGAUGACACAUUUAUCAAAGUCUUAAUUGUUGAACUAGAGGGCGAUGUUUAGGGUCGGUUCGUUGUUGUUUAUGUUACUACUGCUAGGUGUAAAGUGUCCCCCUUUCACAAGUGUGUGACACGUCGGUCCUGUAGGAAUCUAUAGACACGUUUACAGACAGUAGUGCUUGUAAAUAUUUUGCAAAUUUGUAAUAUAUAUUUUUAUACAAUGAAACUGUACUGUAGAUUUGGUCUUUUCCUUCUCUCCACUUAGGAAGCGACGUUUAAUUGUAUAUAAUGUGUUAGGGACGGGGUUAAGUCUUCAUUAGUUUCGGACUAGAUGUCUAAACAAAGCGAUGAGUCAGAGGUGCCCUUUAUUUGGCGACUGUGCUGUGUUGUGGCUGGCAGUGGUGCUUGGCGCUGGAUCCCCCCGCGCCGCCGUCUCCGUGCGAACGCCUCGUCUGUCAUCUCCGCCUCCGAGACGACUUUCCCGAAUGAACAGUAUUAAUUUGCUUGACUUUAAGUUCAGGCUCCCUGGCCUCAUUUACUUGGAAUGGCAUAAAAAAGCAUAGUAAUAAUGGUUAAAAACAAUAAACUGUGUAUUCCCUUUGA